This is a messenger RNA of Cryptococcus wingfieldii CBS 7118, 993 nucleotides long. RefSeq lists its product as hypothetical. Lineage: Eukaryota; Fungi; Basidiomycota; Tremellomycetes; Tremellales; Cryptococcaceae. The record is from RefSeq and is a predicted model, not a curated record. Bases 1 to 993 code for a protein of 330 amino acids. The transcript is spliced from 5 exons.
AUGUCCAAGAUCCUCUUUAUCGCCGCUACUACCGCCUUUGCCGUCGUCGUCAAGGGUCAAUCUGCUCCCAACUGGCAAUACAUCCCCUCUGCUUGCGCCGACACUUGCUCCCAGACCGUCGAGUCUGCCUACCUCUGUGAAACCACCUACACCAGCAACACCGACGUCUACGGCUGUUUCUGCAACAACUACCCCACCGACGCGUCAGACUGCGCCACCUGCCUCACUUCCAACGACGCCGCCGCCCUCGCCUCCCUCUUGACUUCUACCCAGACUGCUUGUCCUACUGCUAUUAGCGAGUGCUCGUUUGAGUGUGCUUUUGACACUUGUGAUUCUAGCGACAUUUCUUGCCAGUGCGGUGCCGAGUACCUCGAGAACAUUUACAACUGUGCCUCUUGCAACACUGCCAACGGCAACACCGCCGCCACCCAAAUCUCCGACUUCAACUCUCUCCAAGAAUCUUGUUCCAACCAGAACUAUACCGAUGCCGACGGUACUUUUACCACCAAUGCUUUGCCCACUAUCAACACUGACGGCUACACUGCCCCUACUCUGACUGCGACCGGCGGCGGUUCCGCCGCUUCCGACACUGCCGCCGUCGGUGUCGGCGCCACGACCGCCGGCACCGUCACUGCCGAUGCCACCGCCUCCGCCGUCGCCGACUCUGACUCUGAGUCUACCGCUUCGUCUACGGCCGCCGCUGCCGACCCUUCCUCCUCUUCUUCCGACGACUCUUCCUCCUCCUCCUCCGAUGAGUCUUCGUCCGACUCGUCUUCCUCCGAAGACAGCGCUUCUUCCACAGCCGCCGGGUCCAGCUCCACCAGGACCUCUUCCGGCUCCGCCCGAGCUUCUUCUACCCGGAGCACCUCCGGUUCCUCUACCGCUUCUAGCAGCGACUCCUCUUCUUCCAGCUCUUCUUCUGGGGCUGGUAUGGUCUCCCCUGCCAUGGGCGGUGUGCUCGCUGUGGCGGGUGCGGUCCUUGCUUUGCUCUAA